CUAACUGAAGCUAAACGACUCAACUGUAGACGUUUUACUUGACCCUUCAACAGUUGACUUGGAAUGAUCAGCUGGCUUUUCAAGUAUUGGUAUAUUUUUCCAGUACCAUACAUCAUCUUGGUUGUCUGCAAAAUUUUUGUGCAUCCAUGGAUACCAAAAGUAACCCAAAAUUCGGGUUCAACAUUCUUUUAUUAUGCCUAUUUCUCAAGUCCCAUAUAUCCCUUGCAGCUGACACCAUAAGUGCAGACGAAUCUCUCUCGGGUGAUCAAACCAUUGUCUCAGCGGAUGGGGUUUUUGAGCUGGGUUUCUUCAAACCAGGUAUUUUUUCAUACAACUACGUAGGCAUAUGGUACUCUGAGCAAGUAGUAUCUGAGAGGACCAUAGUUUGGGUGGCAAAUAGGGAAAUACCAGUCGCUGAUAGAUUUUCUUCAGUCUUGAGGAUCUCAGAUGGUAAUCUAAUUCUCUUCAGUGAAUCCAAAACUCCAGUUUGGUCCACAAAUUUAGCCUCCACCACCACCUCAGGUUCUGUACAAGCAGUUCUAUUAGAUAGUGGAAACCUUGUCUUAAGGGCUGAUGGGUCAAGUACUAAUACAUCAGAGCCUUUGUGGCAAAGCUUUGAUCAUCCAGCUCAUACAUUGCUACCAGGAGGUAAACUUGGAUUCAACAUUGUCACUAAUCGAACCCAAAUUCUCACAUCAUGGAAGAGUUCAGAGGAUCCUGCACCAGGUCUUUUCAGUCUUCAGCUUGACCCCAAUGGAAGUAAUGCAUAUCUCAUAUUUUGGAAUAGGUCUAGACAGUAUUGGAGCAGUGGAGCAUGGGAUGCAAAGUCACGUAUUUUCAGCUGGGUUCCUGAGAUGAGGCGUAACAAUAUGUACAAUUACAGCUAUGUUACAAACAAAAACGAAAGUUAUUACACCUAUUCUCUAAAUAAUCCCAAGACAAUAUCUCGACUCGUGAUGCAUACCUCAGGGCAGAUUCGGCAAUUCACAUGGUCGGAGAAUUCCAGAGAGUGGAAUUUGUUUGGGAGCCAACCAAAAAGGCAAUGUGAAGUUUAUGAUUUUUGCGGGGCAUCCGGCAGUUGCAACGAGUUAAGCACGGUCUCCUGUAAUUGUUUGACAGGUUUUGAGCCGAAGUCAGAGAUUGAGUGGAAUUUGCGGGCUUAUUCUAGUGGGUGUUCAAGAAUAACCAACCUGCAGUACUGUGGGACUGCUGUUAGUACUAGUGCUAAAUAUAGGGCGCCAGACGUGUUUCAAGAAAUCCGUAUCAUGUCAUUGCCAGAAAAUAAUCAGUCUGUGGUGAUUGGAAAUAUUUCUGAAUGUGGUUCAAUCUGCUUAAACAGCUGCUCUUGCACUGCUUAUGCUUAUGAUAGCAGCACUGGAUGCUCAAUUUUCACUGGAGAUCUCUUAAAUUUGCAGCAACUGGGAACAGGUGAAAGGAGUGGAACAACUUUAUACAUCAGACUUGGAUCUGCUCUUCCACUGCUUAAAAGUGUUAAUGCUAAUAAACGAUCCCUUGUGAUUGCAUUAGUCUCAGAAACAGCAGGAUUGCUUACAAUAACUUUUGGGUAUUUCUUAUGGAAGAAAACAUGGGGAAAGGAAAGGGCGCGUAGGAGGAAGAAUGGUGAGACUAAAACAUUGGAAAAGGAAAGGAAGCAUAGGAAGAAAUAUGAUGAAAUUUUAAGUAAUGUUGGUGAUGGAGAUGGAAAGAAUGAUACAGAGCUACCACUCUUCAGUUUAAGGAGUAUAUUAGCUGCUACUAACAACUUCUCUGAAGCUAAUAAGGUGGGAGAAGGAGGGUUUGGCCCUGUUUAUAAGGGGAUUUUGCCUGGAAAUCAAGAAGUGGCCAUAAAAAGGCUGUCGAAGAAGUCAGGGCAAGGACAUCAGGAGUUCAUGAAUGAGUUAAAGCUUAUAGCCAAACUCCAACACACCAAUCUUGUUAGGCUCUUUGGUUACUGUAUUGAAGAGGAGGAACUGAUUUUGAUCUACGAGUUCAUGGCCAAUCGAAGUCUGGACAAGUUUUUGUUUGAUCCAUCUGAAAAAUUAGAGCUAGAUUGGGGAAAACGUUUUCGAAUUAUAGAAGGUAUUGCUCAAGGAAUACUUUAUAUCCACAAGUAUUCCAGAUUGAAAAUCAUUCACAGGGACCUGAAAGCAAGUAAUGUUCUGUUGGAUGGAGCAAUGAACCCCAAAAUUUCAGACUUUGGAAUGGCAAAGAUUUUUGAGAUAAAUCAAACUGAAGCAAAUACUAACAGAGUUGUUGGCACAUACGGCUACAUGUCACCUGAGUAUGCAAGAUAUGGCCAUUUCUCUGAGAAACUGGAUGUGUUUAGUUUUGGAGUGUUGCUGCUGGAGAUUGUUAGUGGAAAGAAGAAUGCUGCUUUUCAUCGCUUUGAACAUUCACUAACUCUUGCUGGAUGGGCAUGGGAAUUAUGGAGAGAAGGUAGAGGAAUGGAGGUUAUCGAUGCAUCAGUGAGGGAAACAUGCCGGCAUGAUGAAGCUUUGAAGUGUAUACAGGUAGGAUUUUUGUGUGUUCAAGAAGAUCCAGCUGAUCGGCCAACAAUGUCUUCUGUAAUUCUUAUGCUGGCCAAUGAAGCUACAUCUCUUCCACCCUCCAAAGAACCUGCUUUUUCAACACAUAGGAAUUCCGUUGCUGUUAGUUCUUCUCCUCAAACAACUCCCAUUAUUUCCAAUAAUGCAGUAACCAUUAGUUUGCCAGAAGGUCGAUAGAAGCUCAAAAAUGUUACCUUUCCUAUACACAUUUAUUGUUGGAUAUAUAAACGAAAAAUGAAAACACUGUGACAAGAGUACUCACAAUCAAGUGUGCAAGACUUUGGCAAUGUCCAAGACUCUUUUUUAUUAUUUAAGUAAACGAAAGUGCUUCACAACU
Molecule: messenger RNA, 2883 nt
Organism: Prunus persica (peach)
Lineage: Eukaryota; Viridiplantae; Streptophyta; Magnoliopsida; Rosales; Rosaceae
Product: G-type lectin S-receptor-like serine/threonine-protein kinase At4g27290
Exons: 8
Coding region: 147-2723 (858 amino acids)
Biological process (GO): recognition of pollen; protein phosphorylation
Molecular function (GO): ATP binding; protein serine/threonine kinase activity
Source: RefSeq, a predicted model, not a curated record